CGCUAAUACUCUCGUGCAGUUUAUGGGAGAAAACAUGGCGGCGCCCUUGACCAGACACACAAAAUUCUUGUCGGCGGUGGCCAGCCAGUUUACUUCAGCUGCAUGUCUCAGGAAUAUUCAUUCCACUGCAGCUUGUUUAAAGAACCGUGCGGCUCGUAUUCGAGUAGGUAAAGGUGACAGACCAUUGACUUAUGAACAGGCGUAUCAUCCUCACCACAUUGGCCACAGAAAGGGCUGGCUCUCACAACACGCCUGUAAUCUUGAAGGUGAAGGCGGAGCGGCAGAGAGGGUCGUGGAGGACGUCUUCAUCAGAAGAUUCAUAUACGGCACAUUUCACGGCUGUUUGGCUGAUGAACUGGUGAUAAAACGCAGAGGCAACAUCCUGGUCAUUUGUGCCAUGAUGAUACAGAAACUCUUUCCCCCUAAAUUCUAUUUUCUCAUUGGGUACACAGAGGAACUGCUCUCUCAUUUUUACAAGUGUCCGGUUAAAAUGGAGGUGCAGACGGUGGAAGAGAAAGUAGUCUACAAAUAUCUCUGAGACAGUGUGCGCUGGCUUUCUGUAAAGUCAUCUUUGUGUGUGUUUAAAAUCGCAUGUUGAAUGAGUUUUGCAUAUUUGGAAAUGUAUGCUGUAUGCACGUUAAAGAUUCAAAUGAUGGUCAAACAGGCACCCUUACAAUGUGUAUAUCUGUAAAUUUCAAAUUAUACUAUCAAAAUACUAGUGAUUGACUUGUUGUUGUUAAAGUUGUUUGUCAUGGAAUAAAGGUAUUUUGUGUUUUUGACCAAAUAUUUUUAAUGAUUUUUAUGCAUGUUACAGCUGAAAUUCAACAGAGAUCUAACUUCUUGAAGUAAAUUUAAAAUCUGCAACCCACUGUAUUUCCAAGUGAAAACGGAUAUUUCCGAAGAAAUUUGUUGUUGGAAUAACAUCCACAAAACACAGAGAAACAUGCAUUUCAUAAGGUCAUUUUUUAUUUCAUCUUGACUUGAUCUGUUUAUCCAGAGCAGCACAUU
Messenger RNA from Triplophysa rosa, 1008 nucleotides. It is a transcript of the gene mrps24, whose product is annotated as mitochondrial ribosomal protein S24. Gene Ontology annotation, biological process: translation. The record is from RefSeq and is a predicted model, not a curated record. Lineage: Eukaryota; Metazoa; Chordata; Actinopteri; Cypriniformes; Nemacheilidae. The coding region runs from base 23 to 538 and encodes 171 amino acids. Gene Ontology annotation, cellular component: mitochondrion. The transcript has 4 exons.